ACCAGGAAAUCUCAGAUUGUUGAUAGGGCGACAGUUUAGCUGGUGACCGUCGGGGAGCGGAGAAGUUGUUUUUAGCAUUAAAAGGUUUUAGUUUUCAUUUGUGCGCCAUGGCAUCUCUAUUCAAGAAGAAGACAGUCGAUGACAUUAUAAAGGAACAGACUAAGGAGCUUCGUGGUACUCAGAGACAGAUCACUAGAGACAGAGCUGCUCUGGAGAAACAAGAGAAACAAAUGGAGAUGGAGAUAAAGAAGAUGGCUAAGUCUGGGAACCGGGAGGCCUGCAAGAUCCUGGCCAAGCAGCUGGUCCAGCUGAGGAAGCAGAAGAACAGGACCUACGCCGUCAGUUCAAAGGUCACCUCCAUGUCUACACAGACCAAGGUCAUGAACUCCCAGAUGAAGAUGGCAGGAGCCAUGUCUGCUACAGCUAAGACAAUGCAGGCGGUGAACAAGAAGAUGGAUCCUCAGAAGACCCUCCAGACCAUGCAGGACUUCCAGAAGGAGAACAUGAAGAUGGGCAUGACAGAGGACAUGAUCAACGAUACGUUAGAUGAGAUAUUUGACGAAUCAGGUGAUGAGGAAGAAUCUCAGGACAUUGUGAACCAGGUUCUGGACGAGAUUGGCAUUGAGAUCUCUGGAAAGAUGGUGAGAGCCCCAGCAGCAGGGAACAAUCUCCCCUCUGCCUCUCCUAAACGGAAAACACAGAUCUCUGACGAUGAGAUAGAGAGACAGCUCAGAGCACUGGGAGUGGACUAACACAGACACACACACACACACCUUGGGCUAGGUCUGUGUACUUGCAGGCUGGUGGUCCAUGUGUCGGAGACUGUGGCUGGUUAUGAAUAUGUAGUGACUACAUUAUGGAAUAAUAGAAUGUCUUAUUAUGACCCAAACUACAAUCUGCUGAAGGAUGAGAUAUUUAUGUACAUACAGACAUGUGACUCCGGUGACUUCAAUGUAUACAUGUUAUUUUGGAAGGACCAAUCCUGUGGGAGGAUAAAGUAAUGAUGUUUUUUGUGCUAUCACAUCUUUAGGUACGGUACUAUAGAUGCUGGUGCUGUCAUAGACUACUGACGAUGUGUCUGUAGUACUACUUACAUUAACUCUAGGAACUACUGACAAUGCUUGACUUUUUCACUAAUAAACAUUUUGCAUGAGAA
Oncorhynchus kisutch (coho salmon) is the source of this 1156-nucleotide messenger RNA. It is a transcript of the gene chmp2ba, whose product is annotated as charged multivesicular body protein 2Ba. The transcript is spliced from 6 exons. The coding region runs from base 108 to 752 and encodes 214 amino acids. Gene Ontology annotation, biological process: vacuolar transport. The record is from RefSeq and is a predicted model, not a curated record. NCBI's taxonomy places the organism in Eukaryota, Metazoa, Chordata, Actinopteri, Salmoniformes, Salmonidae.